AUUCUUAAUCCCAAACAAUCAAUUAGAGAGAGAGAAAGUAUAGACCACUUCGGCUCUACUCGUAAGGGAGUGAGAGGAAGUGAUGGAGCCGUCGUUUGACGCGCUUUUUAUGCCCAACACUAAUAAGACUAACCAUACAUUUCAAGACUAUGAGUACGAAAUCGAGGAAUCGUUUGCGAGUUUCAACUUAUGGGAUCUCAUACCCACCGCCAUUGUCUACGGUCUCACACUGUUUGCCGGUCUCAUCGGCAAUGGUCUCAUCGUGUAUACAGUGGUGCACUUCAGGCGAAUGCGAACCCUUUCCAAUGUAUUCUUAGCGAGUCUUGCUUUCGCUGAU
Messenger RNA from Oppiella nova, 337 nucleotides. NCBI's taxonomy places the organism in Eukaryota, Metazoa, Arthropoda, Arachnida, Sarcoptiformes, Oppiidae. The record is from the annotation of a GenBank genome assembly.